Messenger RNA from Drosophila guanche, 817 nucleotides. Its product is annotated as zinc finger protein 830. Gene Ontology annotation, cellular component: spliceosomal complex; nucleus. Gene Ontology annotation, molecular function: nucleic acid binding; zinc ion binding. The record is from RefSeq and is a predicted model, not a curated record. Bases 68 to 757 code for a protein of 229 amino acids. NCBI's taxonomy places the organism in Eukaryota, Metazoa, Arthropoda, Insecta, Diptera, Drosophilidae. Gene Ontology annotation, biological process: nuclear DNA replication; mitotic DNA replication checkpoint signaling; mitotic DNA damage checkpoint signaling. The transcript has 2 exons.
UAAGAGAACAAUAAUUCAAUUGACCAAUAGUUUAUUUCUAAACAAAAGAAGAAACAAAUUGAAGAACAUGAACAACAUGCUUAGCAACAGAAGCAAAAAAAAACUAAGUGUUUCAUCAAAACCUCUAGGCAAAGUGGAUUCCCCCCUGGCAAAAUACGACGCCUCAGGAAUCUUAACAUGCAUAAUAUGCCGGAUUGUUAUCAAGCCAAAUGUCUGGAAGGUGCAUGUUAACUCCAAACAACAUAAAUUAAAUGUGGACUUGGCAAAGAAAAAUAAGACGACUAUUUUAGAUGUAACUUCCAAAAAAGAAUCUGUGCAGUCACUUUCCAACAUAAAUUGUAGCACAUACCAAGAUAAGACUGUACGAAAAAGUGAAAAUUCGGACACCAGGGUAACUGAACCAUUACCUGGUACAUUUUUCGAUUCAGAGAAGUCAAGUAAGUCUCAUCAAGCUGAUCCCAACGAAGAUGAAGAGUGGAUACGCUUUCAACGAGAAAUAAAAAUGGCUGCUACAGUUUCUAGUACUAUUGUUGCUGAAGAACAAGAAAAUAUUAAUAUUAAAAGACAACUAAAGGAAAUAGAUGAACAGAUUGACAAUUGGAAACGAUUUAUUAAAAUAAAUGACCAGAAGAAUAGUCUAAUAAGUAGGAAGCGCAAAUUCAACAAAGAAGUGGCAGUACAUUCGGAUUCAAGUUCAAGUGACGAAGAAUGUCGUGUAGAUGACUUGUUCGACUGGAGAACUAAAAACAUGCAUUAAAAAUAAGAUGGACUUCUAUUUCGCAAAUGUAUAUCAAUUUAUAUAUAGAGACAUGUUCAA